Notechis scutatus (mainland tiger snake) is the source of this 1133-nucleotide messenger RNA. It is a transcript of the gene MPHOSPH6, whose product is annotated as M-phase phosphoprotein 6. The record is from RefSeq and is a predicted model, not a curated record. NCBI's taxonomy places the organism in Eukaryota, Metazoa, Chordata, Lepidosauria, Squamata, Elapidae. Gene Ontology annotation, biological process: maturation of 5.8S rRNA.
CACCACAAAAGUGGCGAUUUCACGACGAGGGAGCGCGGCCCGGUGAGCGACAGAAACCCGUAAAAGUCGCUGCGCUUUGAGGAGGAGGAUUUCGGCUCUGCCUCGCCAUGGCUCGGGACGUGAAGAGCAAACUAUCCAAAAACCUUCUCCGCAUGAAGUUCAUGCAAAGGGGCUUGGAUUCAGAGACCAAAAAGCAACUUGAGGAAGAGGAGAAGAAAAUAAUCAGCGAAGAACAUUGGUUUCUGGAUCGACCGGAACUGAAAGAAAAAGAGAGCCUCAUCAUAGAGGAAAGAAGUUUCGCGAUGUGUGAAGAUCUUUUGUAUGGCAGAAUGUCCUUCAAAGGGUUCAAUCCUGAAGUCGAGAAGUUAAUGGUCCAGAUGAACUCGAGGCACAAGACAGAAGACACUGGGGAGGAAAUGAAUGCGAAGGAAGCUGAUGUAUCGGAUGAGGAAAUGGCUAGAAGGUAUGAAACGUUAGUGGGAACCAUUGGGAAGAAAUUCCUGAAGAAAAGAGACCGCCACGUUUUGCAAGAUCCUACGGAGGUGGAAACCAAGGAGAGGAGGCCCAGCAAAAUGAGAAAAGAAUUUUUAAAACCCCAGGAUUAAUGUCGGGAUAUUGCAUGCGUUCCUGCAAGGGACAGAAAGUUAGAAUGGCAUUUAUUUUUUUUGUAAAUAGCUGACUCUCCAGGAAGGGACUGGCCCUUUCUUUUUUUUCCCCCAGUACCUAAUGGAUGUUAUACAUCCUCUCUUCCCCAUGCACGAACUUUUGAGGAGCACAAAAAAAGAUGUAAGUGGAAACCGGUAAACAGUAGGGAAAUUGUUCCUUUUUUUUAAGAAACAGAAUUCAAGACUUGGUUUUAUCUGCUUCAUCUUGGAAAAUGCGUUCCUAAGGGACAUGCGUUUUUAAUUUCUGAAGAUGUUCUCCAGGUGCCUUAGCAUUAUUUUUGUUAAGGAAAACAUGGCUUCCCCAAAGAAGAAGAAGGUAAAAGCAAGAAAGGAAAUGCACCUUUUUGCUGUAGCCUCUUUUUUUUUAUUUUUUGGAAAAAAAUCCUUUCUUUAUUGGUUCUUCUAUCUAAUGUAUCAGCCAAACCGGCCUAUUAUCACUUAGAAAUAAACAAUAAUUAUGUUCCACUG